Molecule: messenger RNA, 1576 nt
Organism: Pollicipes pollicipes
Lineage: Eukaryota; Metazoa; Arthropoda; Thecostraca; Pollicipedomorpha; Pollicipedidae
Product: phosphatidylinositol 3-kinase regulatory subunit beta
Exons: 1
Coding region: 149-1426 (425 amino acids)
Biological process (GO): phosphatidylinositol phosphate biosynthetic process; intracellular signal transduction
Cellular component (GO): phosphatidylinositol 3-kinase complex
Molecular function (GO): 1-phosphatidylinositol-3-kinase regulator activity
Source: RefSeq, a predicted model, not a curated record
UCGCCGCGCGGCAGGCGGCGGCAGUCCGUUGCCGGCCGGCGCGCGAGAGGGUCGUGCACGGUGUGAGUGGUGUUCGGACGCGCGCUCGCGUGCGCUCGCGGGCAUGAGAGCCGCACAGGCGGGCGAGACGUGAGUGAGCCGGGGCGCGAUGCUGUCGCUGUCUGCGCUUACGGGGUACACCAUGGAUUUGGGCGGGCGUCGCUCGCCGGCGGAGGAGUGCGGCCGCGCGCCGGGCGGCGGCGGCGGCGGAGGCCCGUGUGCAGCCCAGCUGUACAGCUACGUGUCGGGCGCGCCCGGCUGGGCGGCGACGGGUGAGCGGAACCUCUAUGCCGGCGGCUACGUGCUGAGCCGGCCGGCAGAGCCGCUGGACGGCGUGCAGUAUCUGUGGAAGAACAUCCCGCCGCGGCUGGCGCCGCCGGGCGCCGAUGAGGAUCUGCUCGACCUCUCUGCGGACUGUGACGACCUCUGGUCGCCGGAUGACCUCGAGUGCGACCCUGCGUGCGGCGCGCCACCGCCGCCGGCGGAGACGCCUCCUGCGCCCGAGGCGGCGCGCGUUAGCGUGAGCGUCGGCCCGUGCAGCCGGACGGCGGAGCCGGAGCGGCGGCCGCUGCACCACAGCGGCGGCGGCCUGAGGCGCGCCGAGGCAGAUUCGCCGCAGCCGGCGCAGCCCCGCAUCGAGAUCGACCUGCCGGCGCGGACGUGCGGCGCCGCCUGCUCGGGCCGCAUCAAGCUGGAGAUCAGCGCGCCGUGCUCGUCCUCGGUCACCGUCAGCGUCAACGGUUGCGGCGCCGGCGAGGCGGCGGCGCCGUGCGGCCCGUGCGCGGCGCCCGCUUCGCCGUGGCCGGCCUCGCCGUCGCGACCCCCGCUGCCGCCCUGCUGCAGCCCGGCGCUGUGGCGGCCGCCGCCGGCCGCCGAGCCCAGCGAGGACGAGAUGGCCGUGCUGGCGCGCGCCACCGGCCACCUCAAGGAGAGUGGCUGGUACUACGGCAUGCUCAGCUGGUGCGAGGCGCAGGAGCUGCUGCACAACGCGGCGCGCGGCACCUUCCUCGCGCGCGACUCGUUCGACCGGCGCUUCCUCUUCGCGCUGACCGUGCAGACGGCGCAGGGGCCGACCAGUGUGCGCGUGCAGUUCUGCUCCGGGCGCUUUCGGCUGGACGCGCCCGCCACGCUGCUGGCAGGCAUGCCCGCCUUCGGGGACGUGAACUCGCUGGUGGAGCACUACGCUCGUCAUGGCCACGUGCUGUACGACCAGAAGAGUCGCCCCGUGCUACGCAUGCGGCUGGGGCGGCCGCUGCUGCGGCGCGUGCCCAGCCUGCAGCACUGCUGCCGACUGGCGCUGAACGCGUCGGCGGCGGACGGCCGGCCGCCGCCGCCGCUGCCGGACCGACUGCGUAGCUACCUCCAGCAGUAUCCGUUCAGUAGAUAGCCGUGCCGUUACCGCCAGUUCCUCAGCAGACCAAAUAUAGCGGUAGAUGGGUCGUGCGUUGCGGCCACUUCUCGUGUACUGUGACAAUACUGAUGAUAUCCCCUGCAUUUUCUAUGAGCCUGACAGAGAAAUAUAAUAUUUUGUAUUAUU